This is a messenger RNA of Molossus molossus (Pallas's mastiff bat), 369 nucleotides long. RefSeq names its product chromosome unknown C11orf86 homolog (gene CUNH11orf86). The record is from RefSeq and is a predicted model, not a curated record. NCBI's taxonomy places the organism in Eukaryota, Metazoa, Chordata, Mammalia, Chiroptera, Molossidae. The coding region runs from base 1 to 369 and encodes 122 amino acids. The transcript is spliced from 2 exons.
AUGGGGACAGGGCUACGCAGCCAGUCCUUGCGAGAACCACGGCCCUCUUAUGGCAAGCUCCGGGAACCGUGGGGGAAGCCCCUGGAAAGCCGACUGCGCAGGGCGCUGAGCCUCAGACAGGGUCGUGAGAAGUCCAGAUCCUCAGAUGGAGGCCCAGAAGCGCUGGCCUCCCCUGAUCAGGAGUGGAGACCAGGAGGCCUGGGGGACACAGAGCAGCUGAUCCAAGCUCGGCAAGGAGGCAGCCGGAGGUGGCUGACGCAGUAUCAACAGCAGGUGAGGAGAAGGUGGGAGAGCUUUGUCGCCAGCUUUCCCAGCGUUACCCUGAGCAGGCCAGCCUCCCCACAGCCACCUCUGGGCACCACCAGCUAA